Protopolystoma xenopodis is the source of this 228-nucleotide messenger RNA. Lineage: Eukaryota; Metazoa; Platyhelminthes; Monogenea; Polystomatidea; Polystomatidae. The record is from the annotation of a GenBank genome assembly.
AUGUCGCGUUGCGUCUUAGGGCAUCACAGCGCACAGGCCUGGUUGGCCCUUGAAGAGGAGCCUGCUACCAGGACGCACCCUCCCUUGCUGUCCCAUCGCCUUGUUGAUGACGUCUUGUCGUCACCACGGCCAGAGGAGGUGUUGGCCAAGCUGGCCAGGCUCCGAUCAGCGAUGGCGACGGUGCUCAACAGGAAACGAAAGCACUGCUGCAACGCCGUCUGUUUCUGA